Molecule: messenger RNA, 3038 nt
Organism: Fomitiporia mediterranea MF3/22
Lineage: Eukaryota; Fungi; Basidiomycota; Agaricomycetes; Hymenochaetales; Hymenochaetaceae
Product: UBC-like protein
Exons: 13
Coding region: 1-486 (161 amino acids)
Source: RefSeq, a predicted model, not a curated record
AUGAGCAGCAUCUCUACGCGACGACUUCAGAAGGAGCUCAAGGAGAUUCACAAGGACUGUCCUCAGGGCAUCAAGCUGAUACAAGCGGAUGACUUCGAGAUGUGGUUCCUCUCGCUGGAGGUGCUCGGAGAAAGUUUAUACCAGGGCGAGACCUUCAUGCUCAAGUUCCGCUUUGAUGCACAAUACCCGAUUUCGUCCCCCAGCGUGACGUUCGUUGCGGAUGAUAAAUUCCAACCUCCCUUGCACCCGCACGUCUACUCAAACGGACAGAUUUGCGCAAAUAUCCUCGGAGACGGCUGGUCACCCGUACUCAGUGUAACUGCCAUCUGCAUAUCGCUACAAAGCAUGUUAGCCUCGUGCAGGAAGAAAGAACGACCAGAAGGCAAUGAUCGAUACGUAAUGUACGCUCCCGAGGACCCGAAGAAAUCUCGUUUCAUAUACGAAGGUAUGCCUUUAUGUUUCCCUGCCUUGCGUCGCACGCCAUAAACUCUUAUUGAAACCGACAUCCUGUCCAUGUUAUCGCGGCUAUACUCCACUUCGACAUCCCAGACGAUACCGUAUAACUUCUCCCUUCUCGCAUAGACAGGAAGAGCAGUCUUUCUACUUUCCUCUCAAGUAUACACCAUCUCAUCGGAUGUCCGCGGAAAUGAAUGGGAACGAGCACCGGCUCUACGUAGAACCAACCAACUCUACAAAUUCUGAACUCCAACUCUGUACAACGCUAAUUCUAUUCAGCCUCCAUUCCAUCCCGUUGACAUUCGCAUCGACUUCUGCAUUUGACAUUGACAGUGAUGGAGCGGGUGAUAAUCAAUUCAGCUGGCUUCUGCUAGACAGGCUUGCGGGUUUAGGGCUUUGUGCGUUAUUGUCGUUUUUCUCUUUUCGUGCUUUCUUGCUUGUUAUCGCGUUAUACGGUUCACCUGUUCCAUCAUACAACAUAUAUCUCUGCCAGAACUUAUUUAUGUAUACUAAAUACAGUAGUAGAUCCACCCAAUCGCAAUUGCACCAAGAAAUAAGUAAACAAACUGGCUAUUUACUCCUUAAUUCAUUUUCUUCAUCAAAAUAGAAAGAAGAUCGUGGCACGAGGUCAGAGUAGAUAGCAUACAAGUGGUAUUGGAGAAGGAAGAGAAAGGUAAAGGGUGUUAAUGUGGUGACGGUGUACAUUUCGGACGAUUCCGAGUUUGAUUUUAAGAAGAUAUGAGGUUAGAGCUAAGGUGGUUGAAAAAAGAAAAAAAUUCCCCCGCCGAAAAAAAGGUGGAAAAACGGAGGAUAACCCAACUGAUGACUACUGAACAAGAUGGAUAAAGGUCAGAGAACAAAAGAACUAAAUAUCAUUGAAAAGACCACCUGCAGCAAAUAAAUCCGAGGAGAGAAAAUAAGGAUCAAGACAUUUCAGAAGUCUAGCCUCCACAGCAGCUCUUAGAUGUAUAUGUGUUUGACAUUGAGUUUGAAGCUGGAACAAUCUCCUCAGGCUGACGAGCAAAGCUGACAGACGGUGAUAAUCUCGGAGUCGCCUGAGCGCCUUCCCCACCGUCAACGUCCUCUGCAAUCCGCUCAACACCAUCCAUGCAACACCCUUCACACCUAUCUCCACAGCCACACGCAUCUUCGGGACACCCACAACGGCCGCCGCAACACUCCUCCAGUUUCGGGAUCCGUACGAGUCCAAACGCACGCGGCCGUUCAUUUUCAUCCGCCGCCGUGCUCUGGCUUCUUUCUCGUGCAAAAAGUCCGGAAGGGUAAACUGCAACAUUCGUCGGAUCGAAACUUGAUCGAGUAUGCACAGGCGGUGCAGGAAGCGCCGCCGCGCGAGCGAAGAAUGCUGAAAGGUACGGAGGGGCUGGCGCACGUGCGUUAGAAGCAACACCCGGUACAUUGCUGAGCGGAGGGAGCUCGACACCGCCUUCAUAAUCGAUACAAGUUGGGCAAGUCUCAGCACAUUUUACACCAGGCGCGUGCAUCUGAGCAGGCGCGGCAAUCAUGUUCGUUUCAUCAGGAUCAUCCACCCAAGAUGGAGUUGGGACUCUGCUGAUAGACGCGGAGUGAACGUUGCAGCCAGCACAUUCACAGCGAGUACCGCAGCAGCAGUGUGAAUCAUCAGCCGGUGUCGUGGGUGGAGCAGUGCUCGCAAUUGUACUGCUAGACGGCGGAGGAUACUGGACUGGGACCGGACCCGGCCAAGUCGGUCCAUCCGUUCCGAAUGAAGCAGGCGCUAUUGGUCUCAAGCGUCUCAAAUUGGUCGUUACGUCAGAAGCUUCGAGAUAUGGUGGCACAGGAGAAGACCGUGGUGAUCGUUUUCUCUUGGAUGGGCCAGCUGUUCGUGCUUCAGAUUUCUCACCCAUGUGAGAGGAAGGCAUGUGUUGUGUGUACUCGCUCUCCACGGUUGGGUUAAUACCUAUAGAUCCUACUUUAACUGAAGAUCCGUAUGGCACUGCAAUAGGUGGAAGUCCGGGAGGCGCUGCUGGAGAACAGCAUGCAGCCACCAUUGCUAACGCAGAGAGCCCAUCGCUGAAAAUUGCUGGGUCAACGGGCUUGCUUGUGCGUGCAACUAGCUUGAUACUCGAAUCGCUUUGUGAUCGGCACUUGCAAUUGUAAAUAUCCUUGCAAUGACAAGGAUUAAGCAAGGCAUCGACUGGUUGUCUAGGACCACUUGUCUCCACAGUCGAAGACGUUGAAGCCUUCAGCGCAUCCUUAAGUCCGUUUGGCAGGGAGGGUGGACAGGGCACAAAGCGCUUCCCCUUUCGCUUCGCCUUUUCCUCAGCUGCAGCAGCCGCAUUUACAUCCCUCUCCAACUCGCAAGUACACUUCGCGUGGAUUCUCCGCGCCUGACGUGCUUCUCGACACUUAUCACAUUGUGAAACUGGUCGGCCUUUCUUCUUGAUCUCGUAAAGAGGUCGGUCAUUAUGAUGGCAGUUGGAUGAACGAUGACCCUUUAUACAUGCUUCGCAUGCAUACUUCUUUGCGUUGACGUAGACCAUCAGCAGGACAUGGACUUGCAGGAUGUGGGACGGGAAGUGAUGGAAAGGGAGGCUUGUGAUCUG